Molecule: messenger RNA, 1269 nt
Organism: Symbiodinium natans
Lineage: Eukaryota; Dinophyceae; Suessiales; Symbiodiniaceae
Source: the annotation of a GenBank genome assembly
AUGCAUCAAAUGUUCGCAAGUUUCCAGAGAAUGGGCGUCUCUUGUAAAGCCUUCCACGAUGAGAGGAAUGCGAGUGCAAUGUGCGUCCAGCUCUUCCACGAGCUCAUGGACGACCCGCUGCGAAAGAGGGAGUUUCACAAGAUGUCACUCCGGGAGUUCGACCUCGGGGCCCACCAAGCCGUGACGCGAAACGACCAGGAAAUGAUUGUGGAGGCGCAGAAGACAGAGAAGCGAGAUCCGCUGGAGAUGACUUUUGACGAACGGCGUCACGUUCAGUUCAUUUCCCCUUUUAUGCCUACUGAGUGGUUGAGAAGUUUCAACCCUGUCUUCAGCGUCUUCCUCUCCGAUGGCGAGUUUGGCGAGCAGAGCGAGGGGACCAAAGUUGCCAAGGGUGGCUCGGGUGUCUUCGGACCAUCCGAUAUCUUUAGGGCGCCUCGGGGAGUCUGCAGCGAGAACUGCGAGUCGGGCAAGAUGUCCCUGGUGCAGUCGAGCGUCGCUAGGCGAAAGGAGCACCACAAGUCCGGCACUGAUCUGCUGAACACAGUGCUGCGGCAGGUCUUUUGGGACCUGGGCUCCCCGAGAUCCUGUAGCCGAGUUCCUGAAAACGCAGUUACCGUCAACAGCGUGGCGUGCGACGAUGAUCCCAGUUGCACCAUCCAGGUCCACGCAAACCCUAGUCCUGACACUGUGCAGCAGGUGCGUGCCACGGCCAGAAGCCAUCACCUGGACCUUCGGGCUGUGCAUGCCAUAAGGAAGCCGAAGGACAUGCUGGUUUCGGCCUAUUGCUACACCAAGCGAGGACAAGAGGCGGGCGACAGAGCGUUCGCAAACUUCCCCUGGGCGGAAUUCUUGUCCAAUGGUCCAGCUCAGGGUAUGAUGAUUCUCUGGAAUUGGGAAAUGCACGAGCAGUUUAGCUACAUGGUUGACAUGUUUGUCAGUACGACCCCGCUUGAGACUUUCACGAUGCGCUAUGAAGAAGUGACAAAGUCUUCGGCCGACUUCGACAAGAUCAUUCAACGACUCCUUGGCCACUUCUUCGAUGGCUUGGUCUCCAAGGCUGUUCUGCGAGAGCUCGCGGAGGGUGCCAAAUUGGCGGACUUGCAUCGAUACCCUGAGUCCGACGGCGCACACACGAAUGACCCCGACUGCAUGGCGACAGCGAACGCAGCGCUACUGUCGCUGGAUUCUGAAAUUCUGGAGCAGCUUAGGGCCUGGCAGGCGCAGCUGGGAUACUCCAUAGAGAACUGGCCAGACCCCGUCAUCGGCUAG